Pseudopodoces humilis (Tibetan ground-tit) is the source of this 3973-nucleotide messenger RNA. RefSeq names its product discs large MAGUK scaffold protein 1 (gene DLG1). NCBI's taxonomy places the organism in Eukaryota, Metazoa, Chordata, Aves, Passeriformes, Paridae. Gene Ontology annotation, biological process: receptor clustering; receptor localization to synapse; cell-cell adhesion. Gene Ontology annotation, cellular component: neuron projection; basolateral plasma membrane; neuromuscular junction. Gene Ontology annotation, molecular function: ionotropic glutamate receptor binding; protein kinase binding. The record is from RefSeq and is a predicted model, not a curated record.
CUGGAGUUGCUUCUGUUUUCAUGGAGGAGAUAGCGGUCCUUGCACUGCAGCAGGUGGAGCUGCCUUGGAUCUAACCCGGGCUUCUGGCUGAGAGCAUCUGAGUAUUACUUUGGGCCGUGAGACAGUUGUCACUUCAAGCUGGCGCUAAUGUAAUUAAAUAUAAAGCUGACUCAAAAAUUUUAAAAAUGGACACAGGAUUUUUUCUUUGCUGUUUUUAUAAGAUCUGGUUUCUAACGUGAAGCAACAUUUUUCCUGAAGGAUUCAACCUAUUUAUAUAAAGGCUUAUUUUUGAACACUAUGGACCUAGAUUAAAUGUCAAAGACAGGCAGCAAGCAGCGCUUACAGAGGCAUUUUUCUGGAAUCUCAGUCACGGAUCGAUUGAAGUGCACAGGGUCUGAAAAAAUGUCUCCUAGCAUAAAAAACUUGGAUUGUUUUUCUCCGAUGCUAUGCCACUGUAAAGUAGCAUGUACCAACAACACAAUAUCUUUAAUGUUUGGAUGUAAGAAAUACCGCUAUCAGGAUGAAGAUACACCCCCACAGGAGCACAGCUCUCCACACAUUGCCAAUGAGGUGACGGGUCCAGAGCUGGUUCAUGUAUCGGAGAAGAAUCUGUCACAGAUCGAGAAUGUCCAUGGAUUUGUUUCCCAUUCUCAUAUUUCACCAGUAAAGGCAAAUCCCCCUCCAGUGCUGGUGAAUACAGAUUCUUUGGAGACUUCAACAUAUGUCAAUGGCACGGAUGCAGAUUAUGAGUAUGAAGAAAUUACUCUUGAAAGGGGAAAUUCAGGACUUGGCUUUAGCAUUGCAGGUGGUACAGACAACCCACAUAUUGGGGAUGAUGCAAGUAUUUUCAUUACAAAAAUUAUAGCCGGCGGUGCAGCUGCACAGGAUGGAAGACUACGGGUUAACGAUUGUAUCCUACGGGUAAAUGAGGUGGAUGUUCGGGAUGUGACACACAGCAAAGCAGUGGAAGCAUUGAAAGAAGCGGGAUCAAUUGUACGAUUGUAUGUCAAAAGAAGAAAACCAGUCACAGAAAAAAUAGUGGAAAUCAAACUUGUGAAAGGCCCCAAAGGUCUUGGCUUCAGUAUUGCUGGUGGUGUAGGAAAUCAGCAUAUACCUGGGGACAACAGCAUUUAUGUAACCAAAAUCAUCGAAGGUGGGGCAGCACAUAAAGAUGGCAAACUUCAGAUUGGAGACAAACUUUUAGCAGUCAACAGUGUUUGCUUAGAAGAAGUUACUCAUGAAGAAGCAGUGACUGCCUUAAAAAACACAUCUGACUUUGUUUAUCUGAAGGUUGCAAAACCCACCAGCGUGUUCAUGAAUGACAGUUAUGCCCCUCCUGACAUCACAAACUCUUAUUCUCAGCCAGUGGAUAACCAUAUCACUCCAUCUGCCUACCUGGGACAGUCCCUGCCUCCAGCAUCACCAGGGCGGUAUUCACCAGUUCCCAAGGGAAUGCUUGGAGAUGAUGAGAUUACCAGGGAGCCUAGAAAGGUCGUCCUACAUCGAGGAUCAACAGGUCUUGGUUUCAACAUUGUUGGAGGAGAAGAUGGAGAAGGAAUUUUCAUCUCUUUCAUCCUUGCAGGAGGGCCAGCUGACCUGAGUGGAGAACUUAGGAAAGGAGAUCGGAUAAUUUCUGUAAAUGGAGUAGAUCUAAAGGCAGCAACCCACGAACAGGCAGCAGCAGCCCUGAAGAAUGCAGGCCAAGCAGUGACUAUUGUAGCUCAGUACCGUCCAGAAGAAUACAGUCGUUUUGAAGCUAAAAUCCAUGAUUUACGGGAGCAGAUGAUGAACAGUAGCAUUAGUUCAGGAUCAGGAUCUUUGCGAACCAGCCAGAAGAGAUCCCUCUAUGUCAGAGCUCUUUUUGAUUAUGACAAGACUAAAGAUAGUGGCCUUCCGAGUCAAGGAUUGAACUUCAAAUUUGGCGAUAUUCUCCAUGUCAUUAAUGCUUCUGAUGAUGAAUGGUGGCAAGCACGGCAGGUAACUCCAGAUGGAGAAAGUGAUGAAAUUGGAGUUAUCCCAAGCAAACGAAGAGUUGAGAAAAAAGAACGAGCCCGUUUGAAGACAGUGAAAUUCAAUUCCAAAACAAGAGGAGAUAAAGGGCAGUCAUUCAAUGACAAGCGUAAAAAGAACCUCUUUUCCCGAAAAUUUCCCUUCUACAAGAACAAGGACCAGAGUGAGCAGGAAACCAGUGAUAUUGACCAGCAUGUAACCUCUAAUGCCAGCGAUAGUGAAAGUAGUUACCGUGGCCAGGAGGAAUAUGUGUUGUCAUACGAACCAGUCAAUCAACAAGAAGUCAGUUACACUCGACCUGUGAUUGUUUUGGGACCCAUGAAAGACAGAAUAAAUGAUGACCUGAUUUCAGAAUUUCCAGACAAAUUUGGCUCAUGUGUUCCACAUACUACUAGACCAAAACGAGAUUAUGAGGUGGAUGGACGUGAUUACCAUUUUGUCACUUCUCGAGAGCAAAUGGAGAAGGAUAUUCAGGAUCACAAAUUCAUUGAAGCUGGCCAGUACAAUAAUCAUCUUUAUGGAACAAGUGUCCAAUCAGUGCGAGAAGUAGCAGAAAAGGGUAAACAUUGCAUUCUUGAUGUUUCUGGUAAUGCGAUCAAAAGGUUGCAGAUUGCCCAGCUGUACCCCAUCUCCAUUUUUAUUAAACCCAAAACAGUGGAAAAUAUCAUGGAAAUGAAUAAACGCUUAACAGAAGAGCAAGCCAGGAAGACAUUUGAGAGAGCCAUGAAACUGGAGCAAGAAUUUACUGAACACUUCACAGCUAUUGUCCAGGGAGACACUCUGGAAGAAAUCUACAACCAAGUGAAACAGAUCAUAGAGGAACAGUCUGGUCCUUACAUCUGGGUUCCAGCAAAGGAAAAAUUAUGAAAACAGAUUUUUAUUUUUCAUUUUCUAACUGACAUCACCUACGACAUCUGACGACUCUUAAGCCCUUCCAGUGGAGCCUGCCUCUAGUUCUUUCCAGCGUGGUUCAUACCCUAACCAUCACAUUCUGCAGUUCCCAUAAUGCUUUACACUUGAUGUCUCUCUUAGUUUAAAUAAUUUGUAUUAUUGUGUGUUGUUGGUUUGCCAUUUUUCAACCAUAACAGUGGAAUGGCCUGACCAGCUAUUAGUUUAGGGUGGGGGUGGGAGGGAAUUGCUUGGUAAAAAUUCCUUAAUGUUUAAGGGAAAGUAACUUUCAAAGAUUUUUCAAAAAAAAGCUUUAUAGACAUUCUUUUAAAAUUUCAUAACAAUUGAAAGAAAAGUUGUAUUCAAGGAAGUUGUAAAUUAUGAGUAACUUUGCACGCUUAACUUUAAUAGCAUGGUUUGGUCAGGGCAAUCAAUUUCAGGUUUUAUUUUCUGAGUUCAGUCCUAUUGUCACGGUAUCUUUUUUUCUUUCCAGGCAGUUAGAAAGAAACUUUCCAAUUUUGAGUUAGCAUUUUCAUUAAGUCCCAUUACUACUCCUAAAGGGAUACUCAUUUUCAUAAUUUCAUACGGAUAUUCUUAUAAUCUAUUUUUUCAUUUUUUGCCAAUAAAAUUGCUAGGGACAAAGAUGUGUAAUGUUUUUAAUCUUCCUUAUGAAACACUAUUUAUAGUGUGUUACAGAAAUUCUUUAUAGAUAAUGGUCAUCACACUUUUUGAGCCUAAAAAUAUGUUUAGGUGCUAGGAAACCUUGUAUUUUUCAGAGGAAUGCCAAAUUUCCAUUGGCAGUGAUUCAGAAAACAGCUGCAGAGAUGGUCAUUAGGGCAGUGAGAGAAUGAUUCAUAGCCUAAAAAUGUGUGUGUUCUUAGGGGUCAGAUUUUAAUGAAUAUUUUACCCACAAUAACUGCCUAUUUUGUUAUAAUAAAUAUAUAUAUAUUAAACUUUCUUUAACUAAACUCUGUAACUAUGGGAAUUAUUUUCUUUACAUAGUUGCGCACACGUAUAAAUAUAUAUAUAAAAAAUAUAUAUUUUUCUUUUACCACCUACUCCUAGCUUUUUGUUU